This is a messenger RNA of Callithrix jacchus (white-tufted-ear marmoset), 399 nucleotides long. RefSeq lists its product as uncharacterized. The record is from RefSeq and is a predicted model, not a curated record. Lineage: Eukaryota; Metazoa; Chordata; Mammalia; Primates; Cebidae.
AUGCGGAGCCCCGCCAGCGCGCGGCCGGAGCCAGGGAGCUCAGGGAGGGAGCGAGGAGCGGGGAGCGGGAGAGAGGCGGGGGGCGGCGGGGGGCGCGAGCGCCACUCCCACUCGCGCCGGGCACUGGCCACCUCCUGCAGCCGCGGCCGGCCUGGGCUCGAGGGCCGCGGGACCAAUCAGCGCGCGCGGGGGAAGCGGAGCCCUCCGCGGGGCGCGCUCAUUGGCCCGACGCGCGCGACCCAACUCCGGGAGAUCGGCCUGAGCGCCAAGUCUGUAAACUCCGGCCAGCUGGAGCCGACGGCCCCGCGCAGGUUGGGAACCCGGGCGCGGCGCUCCCGCCCUCAGGGUGAGCGGAGCUGGAGAGAUUUGGGACCUGCCGGGGAAGCCUGUUCCCAGUGA